UAACCUCUCAGAGAGAAGCUGUGGUGCUCUGUCCUCAGUUCUCAACUCCCAGUCCUCUAGUCUGAAAGAGCUGGACCUGAGUAACAAUGACCUGCGGGAUUCAGGAGUGAAGCUUCUGUCUGCUGCACUGCAGAGUCCACAUUGUACACUGGAAACACUCAGAUUGAGGAGCUGUGGUUUGUCAGAGAUCAGCUGUGGUUAUAUGGCAGCAGCGCUGAAGUCCAACCCCUCGUAUCCCAGAGUGCUGGACCUGAGUGGAACCUACAACAACCUGCAGGAUUCAGGAGUGAAGCAGCUGUGUGUUCUUCUGGAGAAUCCACGAUGUCAAUUUGAAACUCUGAGGUUGAAGGACUGUGAUUUGUCAGAGAUCAGCUGUGAUUAUCUGGCAGCAGCGCUGAAGUCCAACCCCUCGUAUCCCAGAGUGCUGGACCUGAGUGGAACCUACAACAACCUGCAGGAUUCAGGAGUGAAGCCGCUGUGUGUUCUUCUGGAGAAUCCACGAUGUCAAUUUGAAACUCUGAGACUGAGUCACUGUGACCUGUCAGAGAGAAGCUGUGAAGCUCUGUCCUCAGGUCUCAGGUCUCAGACCUCUAAUCUGAGACAGCUGGACCUGAGUAACAUUAACCUGAAGGAUUCAGGCGUGAAGCUUCUGUCUGAAGGACUGAAGAGUCCACACUGUACACUGGAAACUCUCAGACUGAGUGGCUGUAACCUGUCAGACAGAAGCUGUGAAGCUCUGUCCUCAGUCCUGAGCUCCCAAUCCUCCCGUCUGACAGAGCUGGGUCUGAGUAACAACAACCUGCAGGAUUCAGGAGUGAAGCUUCUGUCUGCUGGGAUGAAGAGUCAAUACUGCCAACUGGAAACGUUGAGACUGAGUGGUUGUAACCUGUCAGACAGAAGCUGUGAAACGCUGUCCUCAGUGCUGAGUUCCCAGUCCUCUAGUCUGAGAGAGUUGGACCUGGGUAACAACAACCUGCAGGAUUCAGGACUGAAGCUUCUGUUUUCUGCAGUGGAAAGUCCAAUGUGUACAAUUCUCAGGGUGGAGCCUGCUGGAGUCCGAUGGUUGAGACCAGGUCUGAGGAAGUAUUCCUCUCACAUUGUGCCAUCACGCACCAGGGUGAGUUAUAACAAUGACAAACCCUGGUUUACUCCUAAACUCAAAAAGCUGUGGCUGGAAAAGAGAAAGGCAUUCAGAAGCAGAGACAGGGACUGCUACAGAGAGGCCAAGUACAGGUUGACUAAAGAAGUGGACAUUGCUAAACAUCAGCACUCUGAGAAGAUGCAGCAGCAGAUCUCAGAGAAUGACUCGGCCUCUGUGUGGAAAAGUUUUAGGAAUAUCACCAACUACAAGCCUAAAACCCCCCACUCCACUGAUGACUUGCUCUUGGCCAACACCCUUAACGACUUUUACUGCCGUUUUGACGAGCCAUCAAGCAGCCUUCACACCUCCAUCGGCCCCAACAUUAGAGACACUUUGGACACUCAUUCCCCCCCUCUCCCCCCUCCAUAG
Molecule: messenger RNA, 1510 nt
Organism: Oreochromis niloticus (Nile tilapia)
Lineage: Eukaryota; Metazoa; Chordata; Actinopteri; Cichliformes; Cichlidae
Product: ribonuclease inhibitor-like
Exons: 10
Coding region: 203-1510 (435 amino acids)
Molecular function (GO): protein binding
Source: RefSeq, a predicted model, not a curated record